This is a messenger RNA of Eimeria maxima, 4755 nucleotides long. RefSeq names its product subtilase family serine protease, putative. NCBI's taxonomy places the organism in Eukaryota, Apicomplexa, Conoidasida, Eucoccidiorida, Eimeriidae. Gene Ontology annotation, biological process: proteolysis; regulation of actin filament polymerization. The transcript has 6 exons. Gene Ontology annotation, molecular function: serine-type endopeptidase activity; actin filament binding. Gene Ontology annotation, cellular component: plasma membrane; actin filament; site of polarized growth. The record is from RefSeq and is a predicted model, not a curated record. The coding region runs from base 1 to 4755 and encodes 1584 amino acids.
AUGGGCUCCCAUUCAAUGCAACAUUUGCUGCUACAUGUGGGUCUUCUUCUGCUGCGGAGGACCACCACUGUAGCAGCAGCAGCAACAGCAGCAGCAGCAACAGCAGCAGCAGCAAGAGGGGGAGUAUAUACAGCAGGAUAUUUUGCAAGGAGUUGUUGCUGUUUGCUGCUAAUAUGUUUCUUAUUAAUACGAGGUAUUGCUGCAGCAGAAGAUGUAUCUACUGCUGCUGCUGCUGCUGCUGCUGCAGCUGCUGCAGGCAGCAACAGUACGUUUCCUUUAUUAAAGUUAUAUAACAGCAGCAGCAGCAGCAACAACAGCAGCAGCAGCAGCAGCAGCAGCAGCAUAUGGGGAGAUGAUGAUGAAUAUCUAAUAGGUUAUCAUCCCUCAAUACCUAUACCUACACCAUCAUCUACAGAAGCAGCACGUGCAGCAGCAGCAGCAGCUGCUGCUGCUGCAGCAGCAGAAGCACAAUCAGCAGCAGCAGCAUCAGCAGCAGCAGCAGAGGAACCAACAGCAGAAGAAGCUGCUGCUGCAUUAGAUGAGAAAGUACCACCACCUGCUUCUUGGGUACAAAAAGAGAAGAAACGCAUGCAAGUAGAUGCAGCAGCAACAGCAGCAGGAAAACAAUCACCACCAACAGCACCAACAACAGCAGCAGCAGCAGCAGCAGGAGCAGCAGCAGCAGCAGCAAGAGGAACAAGAACAACAACAGAGGCACCAACAAGAUUAGUAAUAGCUUAUGAGUUAGAGGGAUGUCAUGUAUCAGCAAUAGAUGCAGCAGCAAAUAUAGAUAUAACAGCAGCAGCAGGAGGAGAUCCAGCAGCAGCAGCAGCAGCAGCAGCAGCAGCAAGAGCAAAAGCAGCAGCAGCAGCAGGAGAAGAAGAAGAAGAAAUAUUACAUGGACAAGAAGCAAGAUCUGCUGCUGUAUCUAUAUUAAGAUAUCGUGUAUCUCAAUUACUGCAGCAAAAAAUACAACAACAGCAGCAGCAGCAGCAGCAGCAGCAGCAGCAACAGCAGCAGCAGGAGAAUAAGCAGCCUGAAUCUUUCCCAUUACCUACAGAUCUAUUAGAAGCAGCAGCAGCAGCAGAAUCUUCUUCUUUUUUUCCUUCUUCCUCUGCCUCCUCUCCUCCUCCUUCUCCCUCUCCUCCAUCACCAUCAGAAGCAGCAGCAGCAGCAGCAGCAGCAGCAGCAGCAGCAGCAAAUGAAUUAAGAUCUAUAUAUUUAUCUGCAUUAGAGAUGGAGCUAAUAAUAGAUAUACCUAAUCUAUUAUCUAUUCAUGAUCUUCUUCCUCUUAUUAAUAAUAUUCCUUGUAUACAUAAGGGUUAUAUAGAUACACAUAAAUAUAUUGAGGAACCUAUGCAGCAACAGCUGCAGCAGCAGCUGCAGCAGGAGCAGCAGGAGCAGCAGCAGCAGCAGGAGCAGCAAAUACAAGGAGAGGGACAGAGGACAGAAGGAGUACAACAGCAGCAGCAACAGCAGCAACAGCAGCAGCAGCAAGAAGAAGAGAUGGAGGGAUUUAGUGUUGGUAUAUCUGAAUUAAGUGCAAGAGUAAUAAAAGCAGCAGCAGCAGCAAAUGCAGCAGCAGCAGCAGCAGCAGCAACAGCAACAGCAGCAACAAAAGCAGCAAAAUCGAUAGAAUUACAAGGAUCAACAAUAAGAGAACGAGACAAAGGCCAUCUUAAUCAGCAGCAGCAACAGCAGCAGCAGCAGCAGCAGCAACAGCAGCAACAAGAGGAAGAGAAAGAAAAAGAAAUAAGACCUAAUGAUCCAUAUUAUUCAUUACAAUGGAGUAUACAAGAUAAUAAUAUAUAUAGUAUAAAUAUAUUAGAUGUAUGGUAUAAAUGGACAGGAAUAACAAGACCAUUAGUUAUUGCUAUUAUAGAUAGUGAUUGUUUAUUAGAUCAUCCUGAUUUAUUUAAUAAAAGAUGGAUUAAUCAUGGAGAAAUAUGUGGUGAUGGUAUAGAUAAUGAUUAUAAUGGUCUUAUUGAUGAUUGUUAUGGAUGGGAUUUUGUGAAUAAUACAGGAGAUUUACAUUAUUCUUCUUCUUCUUCUUCUUCCUCCUCUUCUUCUUCUUCCUCUUCUUCUUCUCCCUCUUCUUCGUCUCCUUCUUCGCCUUCUUCCUCUGGUCAUGGUACAGCAGCAGCAGGUAUAGCAGCAGCAGCAGCAAAUAAUAAAUUAGGUAUAGUAGGUAUAUGUUGGGGAUGUAAGAUAAUGUGUCUAAAAUUUAUUGGUAAUGGACAAGGAAAAGUAUCUAAUCAGAUACAAGCUAUUGAUUAUGCUGUUAAGAUGGGUGCAUGGAUUAGUAAUAAUUCUUACGGAGGAUACGGAUGGGUGCAUGGAUUAGUAAUAAUUCUUAUGGAGGAUACGGGUCAUGGAUUAGUAAUAAUUCUUAUGGAGGGUAUACAAACAACAAUAGGGAAUUCAAGUUAUGCAUCUGUUACUGGUACUUCUUUUGCUGCUCCUCAUGUAACAGGAUCUGCUGCAUUAAUUUGGUCAGCAUUUCCUAAUCUAACUUAUUUAGAUAUUAAAUAUUCUUUGCUAAAAAGUUGCAAAAAAAAUAAUAAACUUAUUCAUCUAUCUGCAUGCGGAGGAAUACUUGAUGUAUUUAAUGCUCUUGUUGUUGCAGCACAUCUGUCUAGUGGUACUCCACUGGACCCAUCGGACAUAAGCAACUCAGCUAAGCUGCUGCCUCCAGCAGCAGCAGCAACAGCAGCAGCAGCAGGAGCAGCAGCAGCAGCCGCACAAGGAACGGAACUGUCCGAGUCAUCACCUCUGCUGCAGCAGCUGCAACAGCAGCAACAACAACAACAGCAACAACAGCAGCAACAACAACAGCAGCAGAAGCCGCUGCCGCAGCAGCAACCGGCACAACAACAACAACAACAGCAGCAGCAGCAGAAGCCUCUGCCGCAGCAGCAACAGCAACAUCCUCGACAACAACCGCAGCAGCAACAGCAGCAACGUCCCCAACAGCAACAGCAACAACGCCCGCAGCAGCAGCAGCAGCAGCAGCAGCCGCAGCCGCAACCGCUGCUCCAGCUACCGCUACACCAACAACAACAGCAACAACGUCCGCCGCAACAACAGCAGCAGCAACAACAACAGCAACGUCCACCGCAACAGCAGCAGCAGCAGCAGCAGCAACGUCCACUACAAGAGCAACAGCAGCAACAACGUCCUCCGCAACAACAACAGCAACAGCAGCUGCAGCAACAGCAGCAACAGCAGCAGCAGCAACAACGAAGGAAGCAGUACAGGAGUGAACCAAGGAACCCACCAUCAGCAGCAGCAACAACAACACCAACAGCAGCAGCAGCAGCAGCAGCAGCGCCACAAUUCCCUAGGGAUCCAUUAGCAUUGCUUUCUUCUGUUGUAUUUGCUCCUCUGCCUCUGCACGAUGACAGCAGCAGCAGCAGCAACAGCAGCAGCAGCAGCAGCAAGCCACGAGGAGGUCGGCCGUCUUUGCUGUCUUUGCUGCCUUUAGGACAAAGAGAGGAAGCAGUUGACUCUGAUGAUUUGCUGCUGCAGGAAGAGCAGCAGCAAGAGCAGCAGCAAGAGCAGCAGCAAGAACAGCAACAGCUGCAGCAGCAGGAGCAGCAGCAGCAGAAAAACACAGAAGCUGCUGCUGCUGAUCAAUAUAAACAGAUAGAAGCAGUUGGCUUCUUAUCCUCCCCGCUGCAGCAACUAGUGCAGCAGCAGCAGCUACAGCUGCGGCAGCAGCAGCAACAACUGCAGCAGCAGCAACUUCAGCUGCAACAGCAACGACUUCAAGUGCAGCAGCAAAUGCAACUGCAGCAGCAGCAACGGCAACUUCCUCAGCAGCAACUACAGCUGCAGCAGCAGCAACUUCAGUUGCAGCAGCAGCAACUGCAGCUGCAGCAACCCCAGCAGCAACUGCUGCUGCAACAGCUGCAGCAAUUGCAGCAGCAACAGCAACUGCAGGAACUGCAGCAGCUACAGGAGCUGCAAGAGCUGCAGCAGUUGCAGCAGCAGCAGCAGCUGCAGCAGUUGCAGCAGCUAACACCAGACACUCUUGAUCCGCAUCAGCAGCAGCUGCUGCAGCUGCAGCUGCAGCAGCAGCAGCAAAGAGCAGCAGGAUUAUUUAUGGAUACACUUAUACCCGAGCAGCAGCAGCAAGAGAAUCUGCACCAUAUGCGGCAGCAGCAACAGCGUCUGCUGCAGCUGCAACAGCAACAGCAGCAAAGGCUCCUGUUGUUGCAGCAGCAGCAGCAGCUACAGCUGCAGCAGCAGCAGCAGAUGCUGCAGCAGCAGCAUCUUAAUCCCUUAGGGGGUUUGCGUCAAGGCAGCAAUUCGUAUAAUCAACUGCAGCAGCAGCAAUUCUUGCAGCAGCAGCUGCAGCAGCAUCAAUUGCUGCAGCAACAAUUGCAGCAGCAGCAGUUGCUGCAGCACCAACUGCAGCAGCAGCAAUUAGAACAACAUGAAUUGCAGCAGCAACUGCAGCAGGAACAACAAUUGCAGCAGGAGCAGCAAUUGCAGCAGGAGCAACAACUGCAGCAGGAGCCACCAAUUCAGCAGCAUUCACUGCAGCAGGAACAGCAGCAGCAGCAGCAGCAGCAACAGCAACAGCAGCAGCAACAGCAGACACUGCAGCAGCAGCUGCUGCAGCUAUGGAAGAAGCCGCAAGGCUUAUUGCAAGGCUCCCUGCCUGCUGCUGUGCUGCGGCUGCUGCCGCUGCUAGACAGGAGUCAGCCAGAAGCCAGCAGCAGCAGCAAAGGGAAAUGGCAUAGCCUGUAG